Molecule: messenger RNA, 705 nt
Organism: Oryza brachyantha (malo sina)
Lineage: Eukaryota; Viridiplantae; Streptophyta; Magnoliopsida; Poales; Poaceae
Exons: 3
Coding region: 187-546 (119 amino acids)
Source: RefSeq, a predicted model, not a curated record
CUCUGUUUAUAAGCGCGGCGCAGCACGACACGCCUCUCUCUCUCUCUCUCUCUCUCUCCCACCGGAGAAGAGGAAGAAGAAGAAGCCAAGAAGGAGAGAUUUUUUCUCGCGCCGCGGCGGCGAAGAGGAGGCGGAGCAGCUGCAGCGCCAGCUCUGUUUUGUCUGCGUGCCGGCGCGCCGCCGCCCAUGGAGAGCCGCAAGGAGGAGCAGCAAGGAGGGGGAGGGGGAGGGGGAGGGGCGGUGGGGUGGAUGACGGUGCCGGCGUUCGGGGAGUGGGACAUGAAGAACGGCGCCGUGCCGGACUACUCCAUGGACUUCUCCAAGAUCCGGGAGAUGCGCAAGCAGAACAAGCGGGAGCUCUCCCGGGCCAGCCUCGGCGGCGACGAGGAACUCCUCGCUCAACAACAGAAGGCUGCGCCGCAGCCCGCCCCCAACGCCACCGCCGCCGUUGACGACCACCGCCGGCCGCUCCACGCCGCCCACGAUGACUCACCCACGGGAAGGAAGAAGUUCCUUAGCUAUUUCCAGUGUUGUAUUAGAGCCUGAUGAAGAAUUGUGACCCCUCCUGCGCAAAUAGCUCUUAGGUUUCUUGGGUACUGUAAAGUUUGCAUAAUGUGUUAAUCCCCCACCUGUUCUGUAAUCUGUUGCUCUUUUGAGAGAGAGAAAAGGGACAGAUUUGUGGACAAUGAAAAGCGUAUUUGUUCA